Nycticebus coucang (slow loris) is the source of this 1505-nucleotide messenger RNA. RefSeq names its product ATP-dependent RNA helicase DDX39A-like. The record is from RefSeq and is a predicted model, not a curated record. The coding region runs from base 95 to 1384 and encodes 429 amino acids. Gene Ontology annotation, molecular function: RNA helicase activity; ATP binding; RNA binding. Gene Ontology annotation, biological process: mRNA export from nucleus; mRNA splicing, via spliceosome. The transcript has a single exon. NCBI's taxonomy places the organism in Eukaryota, Metazoa, Chordata, Mammalia, Primates, Lorisidae.
GGAGGCAGAAGCGUGGCAGGCCAGCGCGCGGAGGCAAACUAGAGUUGGGCGGCUUUUCUUCUCAGCACGCGAGGACAAGCGGGGAACCAGCGUUAUGGCAGAGCAGGAUCUAGAAAACGAACUUUUGGAUUAUGAGGAAAAUGAAGAACCCCAGGCUUCUCUGGCUGGGGGGAGCACUCCAGCUUCCCCUAAGAAAGAUGUCAAGGGAUCCUACGUUUCCAUCCAUAGCUCUGGCUUCCGGGACUUUCUUCUGAAGCCAGAGCUCCUGAGGGCCAUUGUGGACUGUGGCUUUGAGCAUCCGUCUGAGGUCCAGCACGAGUGCAUUCCACAGGCCAUCCUGGGCAUGGACGUCCUGUGCCAGGCCAAGUCUGGGAUGGGCAAGACAGCAGUUUUUGUGCUGGCCACCCUGCAGCAGAUCGAGCCUGUCAACGGACAGGUGACCGUCUUGGUCAUGUGCCAUACAAGGGAGCUAGCGUUCCAGAUCAGCAAGGAGUAUGAGCGCUUCUCCAAGUACAUGCCCAGCGUCAAGGUGUCUGUCUUCUUCGGUGGCCUCUCCAUCAAGAAAGAUGAAGCAGUAUUGAAGAAAAACUGUCCCCAAGUUGUGGUGGGGACCCCGGGCCGGAUCCUGGCCCUCGUGCAGAAUAGGAGCCUCAACCUGAAGAAUGUGAAGCACUUUGUGCUGGACGAGUGUGACAAGAUGCUGGGGCAGCUGGACAUGCGGCGGGAUGUGCAGGAGAUCUUCCGCCUGACGCCCCACGAGAAGCAGUGCGUGAUGUUCAGCGCAACCCUGAGCAGGGAGGUCCACCCUGUCUGCAGGAAGUUCAUGCAGGAUCCAAUGGAGGUGUUUGUGGAUGAUGAGACCAAGCUCACGCUGCAUGGACUACAGCAGUACUAUGUCAAGCUCACGGACAGUGAGAAGAACCGCGGACUUUUUGAUCUCUUGGAUGUGCUAGAAUUUAACCAGGUGGUCAUCUUUGUCAAGUCCGUGCAGCGCUGCAUGGCCCUGGCCCAGCUCCUCCUAGAACAGAACUUCCCAGCCAUUGCCAUCCACCGGGCCAUGGCCCAGGAGGAGCGCCUGUCACGCUACCAGCAGUUCAAGGAUUUCCAGCGGCGGAUCCUGGUGGCCACCGAUCUGUUUGGCCGAGGGAUGGAUAUUGAGCAAGUCAACAUCGUCUUCAACUAUGACAUGCCCAAGGACUCUGACACCUACCUCCACCGGGUGGCCCGGGUGGGUCGCUUUGGCACCAAAGGCCUGGCCAUCACUUUUGUGUCUGACGAGAAUGAGGCCAAAAUACUCAAUGAUGUUCAGGACCGGUUUGAGGUGAAUGUGGCAGAACUUCCGGAGGAAAUUGCUAUCUCCACAUACAUUGAGCAGAGCCAGUAACCACAUGCCUCGACAGCCUGGAGCUGCCCAAGUGCUGCUUCAUGUCUUCUUCACACCAGAUGUGUCUGUCUUUUUAUUGUUCAAAAGCUGUAAAUUUGUGUAAGAAUAAAUUUUUAUUAUG